Rodentolepis nana is the source of this 2292-nucleotide messenger RNA. NCBI's taxonomy places the organism in Eukaryota, Metazoa, Platyhelminthes, Cestoda, Cyclophyllidea, Hymenolepididae. The record is from the annotation of a GenBank genome assembly.
CUCUGUAGACAUUAGUAUUAUAUUUUGUAUCUGACAUAUUGAAGCUGUGAUAGCGAUCACAUAGCUCAAAACCGCCUGCAAACUUCGUUCCCCCAGCGUGUCGAAGACGAGAUCAUAGCAAGUCUCGUUGGGCACUUGUGUCAGUGUAUGUCGCAUUGGAUUGUGAUCAAGUACCAAGACAGUUAGACAGGCGAGAUAAUUGACGUAGAAGAUAGUACUUAUAAGAUGAACCCAUAGGCCGUACUUUUUCCAUUUGUAGCGCAGUAGUGCGAGACACAGAGGAUGAACGAUCAACUCGUUCCGUUGAAGAGAUAUCAUAACUUUAAGUAAAUGAAGCGGUGAAUGGUCCGUUUUAUCGAGGAGUUUGGCUUUUGGCUGAAGAAUUGUGAAGUCGUAGGUCACUUCAUAACUUGAUUCGCGUGGAUUCCCUGUCUCCUUAAUAUAACGAUCAAGUAUGAUAGGACAGAGGUUUGGGAUUUCGCGAAUUACCUCUUCGACUGGACAUUGGCCUGUGUGGUUUAGUAAUUCGAUUAUCUCAUCCCACUCCUCUGAAAUCCCUAGCGUCGAUUAUGCUAGAGUUCGCUCCAAGUAUACUUUUGCAGGUUUCCAAACAGCCGACUCUUGCAGCCCAGUGAAGAGGUGUUCUCCCCUUCUGACACCUAAAGGAAAACUUUUAGCUGGGAGAAUUUCGCUCAACCAUUUAAUUCAAAAGUGCUACUGACCUUCGGAAGCUACUUCCGUUGGCUAUAAGCAAGGCGACAAUAUGUGAAUGCGCAUUUGCGGCAGCAAUAUGCAAGGGCGUGCAACCAUUUGCAUCCGAGGUAUUCAUUGACCAGAGACCGUGGUCAGUUCUCAGCAGACUUUCAACUGUAGCUACGCAGCCCUUCUUCGCUGCAACAUGAAGCGGGGUCUCACAAGCUCUAUUCUGAUGUCGGCAGUCUGCUCCACAGGCUAACAAGUCACGGGUCACACUCAACAUGCUACCACCUCUCUUGGUAGCAUAGUGGAGGGCGGUACAACCGCACUCAUCUUCUUCGUUGAUAAGUCGACAAUAAAGACCAUGCUCUCGUAUUCGCCUCCACAGAGUGUCAUCUUUCAAAGCCCCAUAGUAGAUAGCCAACUGCAAAGCAUUACGCUGAAACAGAUCUCUAGCGUUGAGAUCGGCACCGAAUUGAAUGAGUGUCAGACAUGACGCAAUGGCACAUUUUGUGAUCGCAAGUAGUAAUGGUGUCCAACCAUUGCUAUCUUGAACCUCCAUGGGUGAAUGUCGUUUGAUAAGAAACGCUGUAAGAUUAGCAUGAUUAUACAUGACAGCUAGAUGCAAAGGUGUAUGGCCACUACUAUUAACCCCAGACAGUAGUCGAACUGUCUCCUCCUUGUCAUUCCAGUUCAGCAGGGAAGAAAGCACCGUUACUUCACCGCGUCGUGCUGCAUAGUGUAUCACACUGCAGUCGUUGUGUUGGAGAGCAGUUAAAUCGCUUCCAUGUUCCAGGCAGAAAUCAAUCAUUUCCAUGUUGCCACUGUUUACGGCAAGAUGUAGCGGUGUAUCACCUUCACUGUCAGGUAGAUUAAUUAAAUUUGGUUCCAUGAAACUAACAUCUGCUUCAUCUUCGCAGCCUUGAUUACCUCUCCUUGAGAGGUUCCCGUGAUCAAAGAGGACUCGAAGACAAUCCAUACUACCAGACGAGACGGCUAUGUGAAUUGGAUACCUUCCAAUAGCAUCUACUUUGAACAUGUCAGCACCCAUUGUUAGCACGUGUUUUAGACAUUCAGUGCUAUUAUUUCGACAGCAACAGUGAACCACGGUUCCACCGAAUUCUCCUGCUGCGUUGAUGUCAACAUGUGCUGUUCGAACAAGCUCUUUUAGAGAUUCAGCAUCAUUCAUUUCGCAUGCAAGAUGAAUUGGCUGAUUAUUUCGAUUGUCAGCUAUCUCAGCGUUACAUCCGAGAAGGAGCAGAUGAUAUAGAGACGUGAUCUGUUGUUCUAGAAUGGCCAGAUGAAGUGAGGUGUGGCCUUGACUAUUUUGCUGAUUAAUAUCUGCUCCUUGAGAGACUAAAAGAUCGAUUAUUCUCAGAAAGCCACGAUUUACAGCAUAAUGGAUCAAAAAAUUUCCUCGACUGUCUCUCUGUGCCACCAGAUUCGGGUUAUCCACAAGGAGAUCAAAGAGCUCUACUGCUUUAUUCCGAUUCACACACAUGAUAGCGGAAAUGAGUUCAGAUUUCGUUCCGUCACUGUCGUCUUUGAGUGUGCUAAGGCGGUAGGAAGCAGAUAUCUCCGAUCUCGAUACAUUGA